ACAAACUGUGGAAAUCUUGCAUACUCAUUGUGUGCACGCCGGAAAAACGUUCUUGUCUGAUGUGUCAUACUGUUAUCACUUGGUCUAAUAGAUACUAGUAUUUAGUUAGUAUUGGUCUCAACUGAUAAGUUAAAACAUCAAGAAGUGUUCGAUAAUACCGUGUGUCUAGUCUAGUGAAUAUAGUGAAACUACUUUUUCUGUAGAAAGUAAAAGGGCAAUCAGGGUCUCUCAAUGGAAAAGAAAGCCACAUUAAUGUGAAAUUAAUUAUUCCCUAAAAUAAUCUAGAAGCUAUUCCCCUUUAAAUUUAAGACACUUAUCGGACGUGUUGACAUGGGCCGUGGUGGGGAAGUGGCUGUUUGGUGUCCGUUAAGUUGCCAGCACCAAAAAACAGGAGAGCAAGCUUACCAGUGAAAAGUAAACAACACAUAUUCAUAUAACCACCAACACAGUAAUUGCAAGUUUUGACCUGGCUAGACAAUUGCAGGCAAACGGCGCCUUUUUUCAAUUUUUUGAGUUAACAACAGAUGGAGGAGGUGUGUUUUCAGUUGCCGGGACACGGCGAUGUGGCCCUCCGCAACAUGAACUCCCUGCGCACCCAGCAACAUUUCUGUGACAUCACUAUUGUGGCCAGUGGUCGUCAGGCAUUUCGGGGUCACAAGGUUGUGUUGGCUGCCUGCUCUCCAUUUCUCAGGGACCAGUUUCUUCUGUCCCCCUCCUCGGAAUUACAGGUGUCAGUGUUGCACAGUGCUACUGUUGUCUGCAAACUGCUCCAGUCAUGUUACACAGGCUCGUUGAAAUUUCAUUCCAAAGACAUCGUCAACUACCUGACUGCAGCCAGCUAUCUGCAGAUGGAGCACAUUGUGGAGAAAUGCCGUGGUGCCCUCAAUAUGUACAUGCAACCCAGGAAUCCAAGCCCUACCAGGGCCGUUAAAACAGAGCAGCCACUGUCCAUGGCCAUGGCUGUGAGUGGCAGUGGCCCCUCAGUGCAGCCUGGUUCACCUGAGAGUGUCUCGGCCCCCCAGCCCCCCAGCCCAGAGGUGGUCUCUCAGGCCUCAGGGAGCCACCACACAGACUCACUGUCACAGGCAGACGUCCAGCACAGGGAAGCACAUGCUCUCUCAGAGAUCAAGGCACGAGCAUCCACUGCCUCCUUGCAUGAUGACUACAGUGACUAUGAGGUUCUGAGGGUUUGUAUAAAAGAGGACGAUCAGGAACCUGAAGAAAUCCAGGAUGAUGAGGUGGGAGAGCCCGUGAUUUUGGAGGAUCCUAUCGAGUCUGACCCCAGUGGGGCAGGCAUGGUGCUGGAGGGAGGGAGCCGCAUUGGGGGACUGGACAGGGAGGGCCCACGCACCUGGAGGCGUCGACUUCUUGAGCCCCGUACUGGACGAGGAAGAGGUUUUAGGCACCGCAAGCGUGGCACCCUUCGAGAUCGCCGGCCAGCAGGCAUGAACUACCAAGAGGCCUGGCGCUUCCCUUCCCCGGCAGAGAUUCUGGCUCUGGGAGGCGAUUUGGGCUCGGCCUACCUCUCUGCUCACGCCCAGACAGACAGCCCUCCCAGGAUGCAAUAUGGGCUGGGCGAGAGUCAGGAGGAGGUUCUAGGAGAGGAGCCUAGCGCAGAGGACAUGGCCAUGCGCUACGGGCUGGACGAUUCUAAUGGGGACGGGGGAAGCAUUGGUGUGAUGGGUGUCCCAGCUGACGAGGAGGGGGGAGGUGCGGACGAUUCCGUGGCUGUGGUGGGGUCCACAUCUUGCGCGUCGGGUCCAGUGGCAUGUGACCACUGCGGUCUGGCCUUCCCGUCGCCGCAAUCUCUGCUCGUGCACAUGCGCGCCACCCAUCUGCCUUACGUGUGCCCCUGCUGCGGCAAGCAGUUCACUCACGCCAGCAACCUCAACCGCCACAUGAGCGUCCACCGCGGGGCCAAGGUGCACCGAUGCCCACUGUGCCACAAGACCUUCACGCAGAAGGCCACGCUGUGCGAUCACAUGAACCUACACAGCGGCGAGCGCCCGCACCGCUGCGCUUACUGCCAAGUGCGCUUUGCCCACAAACCAGCCCUGCGGCGCCACCUAAAGGAGCAACACGGGAAGACUACUGCACAGAACUGUAUGGAGGCACAGAGAGAGAGUGAGGCAGGGGUCGAGGGAGGGGUGGGAGGGGUCGAGGGCGGGGGGGCAGUUGAAGGAAUCUAA
Molecule: messenger RNA, 2189 nt
Organism: Alosa alosa (allis shad)
Lineage: Eukaryota; Metazoa; Chordata; Actinopteri; Clupeiformes; Clupeidae
Product: zinc finger and BTB domain-containing protein 12-like
Exons: 5
Coding region: 525-2189 (554 amino acids)
Biological process (GO): regulation of transcription by RNA polymerase II
Cellular component (GO): nucleus
Molecular function (GO): DNA-binding transcription factor activity, RNA polymerase II-specific; protein binding; RNA polymerase II cis-regulatory region sequence-specific DNA binding
Source: RefSeq, a predicted model, not a curated record